AUCAAAUACGUGUCCAUAAAAACCAUUCAACUUUUACGUUUUGAUAAUAUCUCGAUACAUAUCCUCUGAAAUCACUGUUGAAAUUACUCUUGAGAUCAAUUUAAAUGUGACACCUUGUAUAAGUGAAGCCAACCGCGAUUGGGCUGCCGCAGUUUAAAGCGAUUGUUUGAGUUCUAUCCUCAGUGAAGCGGUUUUUAAGUAAAAAUAAUCGCGGAGAGGAGCAAUUAAUUUCUAACAAACUAUUCUUUUUAAGAUAUAUUUCAAAACAUAAUUUGAUCAGCAAAAAUGGGAGAUGAAGUUAACCCUAAAGCAUAUCCUUUAGCAGACGCUACUUUGACUUCAAAAAUUUUGAAUUUAGUGCAACAAGCCAUGAAUUAUAAACAAUUAAGGAAAGGAGCUAAUGAAGCAACAAAAACAUUAAAUCGUGGCUUAUCAGAAUUUAUCGUAAUGGCUGCAGAUGCAGAACCUCUAGAAAUUUUGCUGCAUUUGCCAUUAUUGUGCGAAGAUAAAAAUGUACCAUAUGUAUUUGUUAGAAGCAAACAAGCUCUAGGUCGUGCUUGUGGUGUAUCUAGGCCUGUUGUUGCUUGCUCUGUGACAGUUAAUGAAGGAUCGCAAUUAAAACCACAGAUUCAGGCUAUACAACAAGAGAUUGAACGUCUCUUAGUUUAAACACUUUGUACCUGAUGCAGAAUCAUUCUUUUUAAAUUUAAAUAUAAUCAUACUAUCGUUUUUAUUUUUUACACAGAAUUUUGAAUAAUUUGAAAAGAUCGAGCCUUAUAUAUCUUUCAUGCAGUGAAAUUUAUGUAUAAGUUAUUUUUAUGACUGAAAAAUAUUAACUAAAAAAUAUUGAUAUUCUGUCUGUAUCACAAUCCAAAAUAAAUGUUUUUUAUCACAUAUAAAA
This is a messenger RNA of Bombus terrestris (buff-tailed bumblebee), 901 nucleotides long. It is a transcript of the gene hoip, whose product is annotated as NHP2-like protein 1. Lineage: Eukaryota; Metazoa; Arthropoda; Insecta; Hymenoptera; Apidae. The record is from RefSeq and is a predicted model, not a curated record. The coding region runs from base 286 to 669 and encodes 127 amino acids. The transcript is spliced from 2 exons. Gene Ontology annotation, cellular component: U4/U6 x U5 tri-snRNP complex; nucleolus; small-subunit processome. Gene Ontology annotation, biological process: mRNA splicing, via spliceosome; maturation of SSU-rRNA; ribosome biogenesis. Gene Ontology annotation, molecular function: RNA binding.